Molecule: messenger RNA, 625 nt
Organism: Sinocyclocheilus grahami
Lineage: Eukaryota; Metazoa; Chordata; Actinopteri; Cypriniformes; Cyprinidae
Product: phospholipase D1-like
Exons: 4
Coding region: 1-609 (202 amino acids)
Molecular function (GO): phosphatidylinositol binding
Source: RefSeq, a predicted model, not a curated record
AUGUCACAAACAAGCAUUCAGCGCACACUAGAGCUCGCAUUCGCCGCAGGCAUUCCUCAGUCCACCCUGUCUUUUCUUACAGGAGUAUCCUGUAUCCCAUUCUCUGCCGUGUACAGGACAGUUGGCUUUAAAGAGACAGAAGCACAGGUCUAUCUGUCCGCUGCCCCUAUCACUGCCAAGAUCCUUGAUGUGGAACGCUUCACCAGGGCCCCGGACCGCUUCAACGUGUCCAAACACAGGAGCGUGUCCAAGGCAAUGCCAGCCAUGUUUAAGAUAGAGCUCAAACAUGGGAACUUCACCUGGAUAGUCAAGAGAAAAGAGAAGCACUUCAUGGAGCUGCACAGAGAGCUUCUGAAAUACAAGACCCUUAUGAGGAUCCCACUGCCCACCCGAAGCCACACAGAGAGAAGAAAGAGCAUAAAGAGGAGCGAGGUGAGGCAGAUGCCUGCACUGCCUCUGGGAGGUGGAGAUGAGUUGGCACGAGAGGAGCAAGUGUCUAGUCGGAGAAAACAACUGGAAGACUACCUAAACAAGCUGCUGAGGAUGGCAAUGUACCGAAAAUACUACGCAACCGUAAGCUCACUCUUGAGUAUAGAGUUCAGGCCCUGAUAGAGCUCGAGUUGAG